Messenger RNA from Lactuca saligna, 315 nucleotides. NCBI's taxonomy places the organism in Eukaryota, Viridiplantae, Streptophyta, Magnoliopsida, Asterales, Asteraceae. The record is from the annotation of a GenBank genome assembly.
AUGCUUCGUUUCCUGCUAUUCUUGUUUCUCAAUAGGCUGGAAAUUCCAAUACCAUUUGUGGUUGUCAAUCAGGUCAAGAUAUCGGCUACUGUGGGGGUUGGAAUGGCAGUUAUAAUAGUGGUCGUAAAAGAGGUUGCGAUGGUGAUGGUCGAUCGUUCCAAGCUCAUUUCAGGUGGGGUUAAGUUUUGUUCCAUUUCCAACCUGUUGCUUUUCGAUUCCAUGCUUCCCAAGGUAUUUUUCCAAGCCCACCUUCCAUCAAUCAGCAGCUUAAAAUCCACUCGGGCUCCACAACAACUCCAUCGCCCUCAUCAUUGA